Haliotis rufescens (red abalone) is the source of this 3941-nucleotide messenger RNA. Its product is annotated as protein-glutamine gamma-glutamyltransferase E-like. Lineage: Eukaryota; Metazoa; Mollusca; Gastropoda; Lepetellida; Haliotidae. Gene Ontology annotation, molecular function: protein-glutamine gamma-glutamyltransferase activity. The record is from RefSeq and is a predicted model, not a curated record. The transcript is spliced from 17 exons. Gene Ontology annotation, biological process: peptide cross-linking. Bases 351 to 2753 code for a protein of 800 amino acids.
CACAAAGCAAUCCAGUCCAACAGCGACACCAACGCUCAGUUCAAUAGCUGAUUCUCCCCUUUGAACCAGGACGCGAUUUGAAGUGGACGAAGGGAUACAUGUAACAGAGUUUCCUUAUGGGAUACCAACUCUUAUACGUGACACAAACAAGGGAAGAAGAUAGUUGUGUGUGCUGCUUAAUCAAUAGGACACUACACAGCUGGCAAGCUUGCUGAAGCUUGCCGCAUCGUUCUGACGUCUCAUACGUGAAGUGUAGAUUUGACGGCCACAUCGACUGAUCACCAAGAGCAACGCGGAAGCUAGCAACUGCAACGUGCACCGAUAGCAACGUGCAACUUUAAUUUGCGAAGAUGUUCCCGAGAAGACGAUGUUACUGCAGCAACCCGUACGCCCGUUAUGUCUACGGCAGAAGUCGUCCCAACUCCUGGCUGAGAGAUGCCCCUUGGGUGCGAAAUGCCUUCCCCGGGAGCACAAGCCUAUUUCCAACCGCCACCCCGAAACCAGAGACUACCAAGCCCAAAGCAGAAAUACCACCUGUUCCUAAGACUGAGUUAGCAACAAAACUCCAUGUCACCGGGGUCGACUUGCACAUUGCCGACAACACCAAGACCCACAACACCGACAUGUACGAGUGUACACAAGACCGAGUCAGUGGGGACACCAAGAAGAAGGCGCGGCUGGUCCUACGUAGAGGUCAAGAGUUCACGAUGACCAUCCAAUUUGACAGAGCGUAUGACAUCAAGAAAAAUGACAUCACAUUUGACUUUUCUCUUGGAGGUGAAGAUGAGGAUAAGCAGAAGGUCAUCAAGUCCUUCAGACUGGAGGAAUCUGGAGCUGCCCCCUACAAACCCCGGAAGUGGGGAGCGAACCUGGUGAAGAAGAAGGAAAAGUCUCUCACAGUGUCAGUAUUCAUCCCCGCGUCAUCAUCCGUGGGGGAGUGGGAGCUGAGUGUCAGUACUGUCGUGGACGUCAAGGACGGCGAAGACAUCGUCUGGAAGUACAACCACGACGAAGAGGUCAUCGUUCUCUUCAACCCCUGGUGUAAAGAGGACCUCGUUUACAUGGCUGACAAAGACUGGCUCAAAGAGGCUGUACUGAAUGACUCAGGGUGUGUCUAUCUUGGCCUCUACAGUUGGAUGGAUUCCAGUCCUUGGUAUUUUGGACAAUUUGAAGACCAAGUACUCGAGGCGUCUCUCCAUCUACUGCGGAAAGCCUUCAAGUUUAAUGCUUCGCCAGCCCUGGGAAGCAUUGUGAGAGUCACACGUGCCCUCUCCAAGAUUGUGAACUCUAUAGACGACGCCGGGGUGUUGGUGGGCAACUGGUCGGGUAACUAUUUCGGUGGUACCUCACCCUCCACCUGGAGCGGGAGUGUGAAGAUUCUCAAGCAGUACAUGACAACAACCAAACCAGUGAAGUAUGGGCAGUGCUGGGUGUACUCUUGUGUCCUCACUACAGUGUGUCGGGCGCUGGGCAUCCCUUGUCGCAGUGUCACCAACUUUGAGUCGGCCCACAACACUGACAAGGAGCACCUGAGCUGUGACACGUACAACUACAAGUUGCCAAAUGGAGAAUUGGAAGAGGAAAGAAUAGACUCCGUGUGGAAUUUCCAUGUGUGGAACGAGGCGUGGAUGAGUCGGCCGGACCUGACGGACAGCGAGGGGGGAGGUUUAGUGUACGACGGCUGGCAGGUCAUAGACGCCACCCCCCAGGAGGAAAGUGACGGCUCGUAUCAGUGCGGGCCUUGCCCCGUCAUCGCAGUGAAGGAGGGUCACGUCAAUGUCGGUCUCGACACCGCAUUCGUCUUCGCCGAGGUGAACGGGGACAAAGUUGAGUGGCUGGUGGACCCGAAGAAAAAAAUCUUCAUACAACUGUCCAGGGACAGAAACGCUAUUGGCAAGUGCAUCAGUACCCAUGCGCCGACCGGCGAGCCGUACAAGAAGGACGAAGACGACACAGAAAGACUUGACAUCACGAGAGAGUACAAGUAUGAGGAAGGUUCCAAAGAAGAGCGUGCCGCGUUCCGACGGGCGGAGCGGACGUUUAGGUUGGCCAACUUUGAUGGAGAAGAAGGGGAGGAGCCAACACCAGUGGAGGCUGUUGAACUAACACUUGAAGAGAUAGACGGGGUGUACUUGGGUUCCGAGUUUGACUUUAAGUCGACUGUGAGGAACACCGGCGACUUGGCUCGCACAGUCACCAUCUCCCUGAAGGCAACUAAUACUGACUACACCGGCAAAACGUUGGCGACUGUAGCUGAGAAGAAGAUUGCCGACCUCGUCAUGAACGUGGGAGAUGUGAAGGUGAUCAAGGUAAAGGUUGAUACCAUGUUAGACCUUGAUAAGCCUAAAAGAGGGUCCACUUAUGUGUGCAAGGCCGUGGCGACCGUCAAGGAAUCCGGAAACAGUCUGAAAACAUCAAGAAGGGUUUAUGUGCGCAAUCCGCCACUGAAGAUAACGGGUCCCGAGAAGUGUAAGAAAGAGGGCCAGGUCACUGUGAAGGUAUCCUUUAACAACACUCUGCGGAAACCGUUGACAAACUGCAAGCUGGGCGUCGAGGGCAACAUGAAGUGUGUGGACGAGAGCCAGCAGGAGAUGACUAUAGGGAAAAUCGGCGCUGGGAAGACGUGGUCCACAGACAUGCUGCUGAAGAUGGUGAAAUCCCCGAAGUAUAUUCCUAUGAGAGCAAUCAAUAUCAUCUUGUCAUGUGAUGAGGUUAAGGAUGUGGUCGGAAUGUACAAAGUUGGGCUCGUCUAAAGUUGCCUUAUCCGUUAACUACCUGAAUACUGCCUGCUUGAAGGCCUCACAGCUCAUCUGAAGACGAGCUCUGUCCACAUUGUGCAAAGUCAAUCUUAGCUAGAAGCGUUCGUAAAAUACACUCAUGCUCAGUUGAUCGUUGCUUUAACUCAUUUUUGUGGAGUGGAUGAUUAUGCAGUUAUAAUAGUGGUUUUUUUUCACAAUAAAACUCAAAUGAGUACCUCAACCGCUCUGUUAGUAUGUAAAAUAUAUAUGUAUAUAAAUAUAUAUGUAUAUACAUAUAUGUUUAUAACCGUGUUCUGUUUUACAAGUUAUUAUCUUGCUCAAAUAUUUUUCCCAAAUCAUUUAGGCCUUUAAUUCUUUUUAUUACACUUGGUUUACAGAUUUCGUUUUAAAAUCAACGGUGUUCAAAAAUUCAAAUUUCAGAAAAUUCAAAGCGAAAUAAAAGUGUGUUUUCGUUUGUACUUCACCUAUAUUCAUGAAGUUAAGCUGUAUUGUAAUAUUAUAUUUGACCUAUUUGAUAUUUAUUUGCCGUGAUAACAGUAUUUGUUACUUGCAUAAGUUUAAACUUUUGGUUAUGUUUUAAUCUCUGGUUUUGAUGAAACUAGUUAACACGCUAUGGGUUCAGAUUACGUCAGGGGUUACCAUGACAACGUGAAAACGAUUUUAUGAAUCCCUUGUUUUUCAGACAAAUAAAAUGCAGCCCUAUCCAGGUAGCGUGGGCGGGGGUCUUCUUACACCCAGGGGUAAUUGUACUGACUAGAUCCGGGUGGAAAACAGGACGGAUCGGGGUGCGUUUUAUACACAUGCAGGAGACUUCAGCCUAAUGUACAGUCAGUGUGUGCGUGCUUGCGUGCGUGUGUGUGUGUGUUAUUUAACGUGGCACUGGGCAAUUGCCCGGCUAUAUGGCGGCGAUCUGUAAACAAUCGUGUCUGGGGCAUACAACCAAGUGAUUGACAUCAUGAGCAUCGAUCUAUGCAAUUUGGCUGACCACCCGGUCCACUAAGUCUCCUCCAACAUUCGAUGACCCAUUCUAACCCGUUUCCCUAAUUGUGGUGAUGGCCUCCGAGCGUCUCCCCGGAGAGCGGAAGAUAGGUAAUUCGAUUCCCUCACCCCCCCAUACCAAACUAAGUUCCAAGCUAAUGUCCGUAUCCCUCCCUCCAACAAGCACCCCACCCCCACCCCCCA